Lepidothrix coronata (blue-crowned manakin) is the source of this 641-nucleotide messenger RNA. RefSeq names its product chromosome unknown C5orf58 homolog (gene CUNH5orf58). The record is from RefSeq and is a predicted model, not a curated record. Lineage: Eukaryota; Metazoa; Chordata; Aves; Passeriformes; Pipridae. The coding region runs from base 246 to 557 and encodes 103 amino acids. The transcript is spliced from 6 exons.
AGGAGCCGCCCGGGACCCCCAGAGCCGCCCGGGACCCCCAGAGCCGCCCGUUCCCCGUUAGGAAGCAGGAGCGAAGGCAGUCCCUGCGUGUGCCGAGGUACGUGACUUAAGGUUGAAGAGCAUUUUCCAGCUCCCUGUCUUGUGCUUUGCUAAAAUAUAAAACAUUGAAACAGCUCUCCAGUGAGGUCACACACUCCAGCUCACCUGAGGGUGCCCUGAUCCGUGAGGAGAGAGGAGCAGGAAGAAUGGGGGAAGAAAGAGCCCAGGGAUCUGGAUCUUUGGCCCUGGCUGAUGAACUCAACACAAAGCCACUGUGUGAAGGGAAGAGGGACUCAGACAAAGAAUCAAUGUUAAAUGGCACCAAAACCGCUGCUGCUGCUGGGCAGUUUAACCUCGAGGCUGCGAUUAAAAGUGUUGACAAAAUGUCCAGCGAGUUGAAGAAGCUGAACGUGGAAAGCCAGCUCCUGCUUUGUGACCUUAUUCUGAAUUUCAACCAUCCUAUAAAGGCCAAAGACUUAAGAGAAGCUGAAGAAAAGACGUGGAGUUUGACAGAUUAAACAUCCAUUUUCUUGUGUUGUCUUCUAUUAAUACUGCUGAAGUUUCUCUUUUUUUCUUUUUCUNUUUCUUUUUCUUUUUCUUUU